Molecule: messenger RNA, 1263 nt
Organism: Cryptomeria japonica (Japanese cedar)
Lineage: Eukaryota; Viridiplantae; Streptophyta; Pinopsida; Cupressales; Cupressaceae
Product: berberine bridge enzyme-like D-2
Exons: 4
Coding region: 1-1263 (420 amino acids)
Molecular function (GO): oxidoreductase activity; flavin adenine dinucleotide binding
Source: RefSeq, a predicted model, not a curated record
AUGGCUAGGUUUUCUACUCUUUUCAUUUUGAUUAUCGUUGUUUACAGCACUUCCACCACUGCCACAUCAGCCAAAAACGGAGAUGGUGAAGGACUAUUGUCAUGCUUGCUUUCCAGUGGCCUGAUAAACGUUACAAGCAUCUCCUCAUCUACUUCUGAGUUUUACAACUCUCAUACAACAUGGGUGGGAGAUUCGUGUGCGAAGCGGAGGGCACAGCUACGAGGGGCUCUCCUACACGUCCGACGUGCCCUUCGUCCUCAUCGAUUUGCUCAAGCUCAACAAAAUAACAGUGGACGAGUUUGCCAUACUGUCGGAUCUGGCGGUCAUAUUGCCGGCGGAGGCCUGAGCUUCCUGUCGAGAAAAUACGGCCUUGCAGCUGAUAACGUGUUGGAUGCUCUGCUGAUAAAUGCGUCAGGGAAGGUGAUGAAUAAGAACACGAUAGGAGAAGACGUGUUUUGGGCUGUGAGAAGCGGCGGCGAUGGCAGCUGGGGAGUUCUUUCAGUGUUAAAAACCGGUGCAGACAAUGUCACGGAGGCUGUCCAUAGAUGGCAAUACGUGGGUCCUCAAAUGGAGGAAGAUAUCUUCAUGCGAGUACAAACCUUCACUAUAAAAGUGAACAACAGCACAACCAUCAGCGCAUCGUUCCAUGGAAUAUACGUGGGACGUCAGCCCGAGCUGCUGACUAAAAUAGGCAAGAUCUUCCCGGAGUUGGGAAUGGUGGCUGCAGAUUGUAAACAAAAGAAAUGGAUAGAGACAAUCGGCAACUUUGAUACCACCAACGUGAGCCAAUUGACAAACCGAUAUUUUACAGUGAAAAUUUUCUUCAAAAUCAAGUCAGAUUUCGGCAAAACCCCUCUUCCCAAACCUGCUCUGCGAGGACUGUGGUCGACCAUGAAAGAGGAGGUGAACGCCAAAGUCCUUUUCUCUCCUCUAGGAGGAAUUAUGAACAGGAUACCAUCGACUGCAUUGCCGUUUCCUCAGCGGAAGGGGACAUUGUUCGAAAUUCAGUAUAAGGUAUCCUGGACCAACAGAAGUGAGGAUGAUCACUACAUUGAAUGGAUGAGGAAGCUUUACAAAUACAUGGAGCGUGAUGUGUCCCAUUCCCCAAGGGCUGCGUACGUGAACUAUCUCGACCUUGAUCUGGGUAAUGCUAUCAACAGGAGUGCUUCUGUUGAAGAGGCGAGAGCUUGGGGUGAGAGGUAUUUCCAUCACAAUUACGAUAGGCUUGUCAAGGCAAAAACUCAGGUGGAUCGCAAAAAUUAG